Messenger RNA from Suillus discolor, 1319 nucleotides. RefSeq names its product mitochondrial carrier. Gene Ontology annotation, biological process: mitochondrial L-ornithine transmembrane transport. Gene Ontology annotation, molecular function: L-ornithine transmembrane transporter activity. The coding region runs from base 177 to 1202 and encodes 341 amino acids. NCBI's taxonomy places the organism in Eukaryota, Fungi, Basidiomycota, Agaricomycetes, Boletales, Suillaceae. The transcript has 4 exons. The record is from RefSeq and is a predicted model, not a curated record.
CGAAGCGGCCACCCGGAUGGUGGUUUACAUAAGCGGACGCCUCACUACGUUAAUUCACAUGCGAGCGCUUGUGAGCGGUGGUAUGGGGCAUAAUACAGCUUUUCCUCCAUGCACUGACCACAUAGUACUCUCGAAACUCGUCUUUCUCUGCCUUCAUCACCCCAUUCAUUCUUGACAUGGAGGCAGCAUCCAACCCAUUAUCUUGGGAUAGCAUACCCUCAAUGCCCCCGUCUGCGACGCGAGCAGUAAAGGAUAUCACGUUCGGGAGUAUCGCAGGCAUGGUCUCCAAAGUUUUUGAACACCCAUUCGACUUGACGAAAGUGCGAUUACAAUCACAAGUCCUCGAUACCACCGCUAGAUUCAAUGGACCAAUAGACUGUCUUGUUAAAACAUGGAAAAACGAGGGCGUUAGAGGUCUUUACCGCGGCCUUCCGGCGCCAAUAGUGGCUGCCAUGCUAGAGAAUGCUUCAUUAUUCCUGUCAUAUAGCGAACUUCAAGACGUGAUACGACGGAUCAAUUCUCAGCCUUUGUCGCACGAUCUUUCGUUGCCUCAGCUUGCAUUGGCUGGUGCAGGCGCAGGCGCCAUCACUAGUUUCUUACUCACACCGGUGGAACUUGUAAAAUGUAAAAUGCAAGUACAGAUGAUUGCUCCCAAGCCGCUUUCAGUCUCGAUACCUGAAUCCACUGCUGCAGCAGCCCUAGACUCGAGCGCGGCACCCAUUUCUCGCACCCUUCCCGGUCCUAUAGCCGUUCUCAUGUCCGUCAUCCGCGCAGAAGGCCUCCGCGGCCUUUGGCUUGGCCAAACUGGCACCCUCAUCCGUGAAUGCGGUGGCGGAGCUGCAUGGUUCGCCACGAAAGAGUUCGUCGGAACAAAGCUAAUAAAGCAGCGCGGCUCCGAGCUUACACGGAAAGACAUCCUCCCAUGGGAAUCUGCGUUGUCUGGUGCAUGCGCAGGCGGAAUAUUCAACUUUUCCAUGUUCCCCGCCGACAGUAUCAAGAGUACGAUGCAAACCGAGGAAGACUUGCGUCCUCGAGGCAGUAAUGCUCCGAAGCCAACGUUCCUCGGCACCGCAAAAGCAAUGUACAGGGCGCAGGGUGUGAAGGGGCUUUACGCUGGAUGCGGUAUCACUGUUGCUCGAUCAAUACCUAGUAGCGCGAUUAUAUUCCUGAUUUACGAUGGCCUAAGUAGCCGUUUUGGGUAGUAGAAUGGGCACGAGAUUAAAAUAUUGCUGACCUCUCGUGCAUUGCCUUGAUGUCAAUGUUAACUUUACGUGACAUGAUCUACACGGCUGAAUCUAUCCAUUGGAACUUUGUUGGAA